This is a messenger RNA of Planococcus citri (citrus mealybug), 2497 nucleotides long. It is a transcript of the gene Vha16-1, whose product is annotated as Vacuolar H[+] ATPase 16kD subunit 1. Gene Ontology annotation, molecular function: proton-transporting ATPase activity, rotational mechanism. The record is from RefSeq and is a predicted model, not a curated record. The transcript has 3 exons. Gene Ontology annotation, biological process: proton transmembrane transport. Gene Ontology annotation, cellular component: proton-transporting V-type ATPase, V0 domain; membrane. NCBI's taxonomy places the organism in Eukaryota, Metazoa, Arthropoda, Insecta, Hemiptera, Pseudococcidae. The coding region runs from base 171 to 653 and encodes 160 amino acids.
ACAGCGACAAACGAAGAGAGUAGUGAAGUUGCAUUGGCCGUCACCGUAGGGCAUAGGUGAAUUUGUGUGAUAAUACGUACGGUGGUUUGAGGAGUGGUUUUCAGUUCUCUUAAUUUUUUUAAAUCUAUUAUUUUAGUUGUAAUUUUAUUUUAACAAAUUAAUUUCUCACAAUGGCUCAAGUAGCUCCUACUAUUGAUAAUCCUAUUUACGCUCCGUUUUUCGGUGUUAUGGGUGCGGCUUCGGCUAUAGUUCUUAGUGCCCUAGGAGCAGCUUAUGGAACAGCAAAGUCGGGUACAGGUAUUGCCGCUAUGUCGGUGAUGAGGCCAGAGUUGAUCAUGAAAUCGAUUAUUCCUGUAGUCAUGGCUGGUAUUAUUGCUAUUUACGGAUUGGUUGUGGCUGUUUUAAUAGCUGGCGCACUAGAAGGACCUGAAAAGUACUCAUUGUAUAGAGGAUUUUUACAUUUGGGUGCCGGUUUAGCUGUCGGAUUCAGCGGGUUAGCCGCUGGUUUCGCUAUAGGCAUUGUCGGCGAUGCUGGUGUGCGAGGAACUGCCCAACAACCUCGUCUAUUCGUAGGAAUGAUUUUGAUUUUAAUUUUCGCCGAAGUAUUGGGUUUAUACGGUUUAAUCGUUGCCAUCUACAUGUAUACAAAGUGAAUUGUAUACGUAAAAAAAUAUGCAGAUCAAUCCUUUGAUUUAAAUGUUCUACGAAUAUCAUGUUCAUCCGUUAUUUUUUUUUAAUCAUUCUAAAACCAUUCUUGAAAAGUGAUCGUUAGUGUCUAAUGUAGUUAUUUAAUUAAUCGUUACUUUUUUUAUUCUUUUUUCCUUCGUUUUUCGUGUUUAAGUUGCAUGCAUCUUCUAACGUACAAUUUUUACAAUUUUGCAUUAGCUUGAUUCUUGAACUGAAUUUUCCAACUUUCGAUGUAUAAAUGCCGUUGUUUCAUUCCACGAAGGUUGAUAUUUUUUGUACGUUUUUAUUUUGUUAAAUUGGCGGUCUUCUUGAAAUUUCAAAACAAUUCGAAGCGACGUUUUUUUUUUGUUUUCGAUAAAUUUACGCUAUACAUUUAUGCUGCAUAUUGCUUUUCAAAACGCGCGUACUUAAUGAAAAUCAAAAGCUGUGAAAUAUCGAUGGUUGAAAGAGAAAAAAAAUCUGAAAAAAGGGUUUCGUUUCAAACCAUUGCCGCUUGUUCGUCAAAUUAUACUUCGUUGUUAUACGUACGGUUCAGUUUGAACGCUAAAUCUCUAUAUCAUUUCUGUAACCCACCUUUUUCAAUGCAGCAGACAGUUCAAGUAUUAAACGAAAUGUAUCAUAGAGUUUGUUGAAAGUCUAUUUUAAGAAUUAGUUUUAUUCGGUAGUUACACGUCAAGUCCAGCUUCAGGAAGAUAUUUUAAUUUCGCUAUUUACCUCAUUCGUUUUCUUCGUAUCAACGCAUUUCAUAUUUAAAUUAUACUACCGUUUUACUUAAUAACGAAUAGUGAAUGUGUGAAUAUACGUGUUUAACUUAACUUUGUUAAUGCGAUUUACAUUCCAUGUAAGUAGUCUGGUUAUACUUUAUUUGUAAAUUUGAAUUGCACAAUGAAAUUGUAAACAUAAAAAAUAAAUCGUAAGAAUGUCGAUUUGUAAGUAUGAUGAAUGGCAUUGUUUUGAAGCUAAUAAGUUGUUUAGCACAUUACAUUGAUUUUUCUGUGAUCAUAGAGAAUGUACCAUUUACAACUUUUAUCUUAAAACAAUGAUCAUCAUUAUCAUUAUCUUUUAAAUAUAGUUUUUUGAUUUUAUUUUAUGUAUUUUAAUUUUUCGUUUAUUUAUAUACGAGUAGAAUAUUAUUUCAAAUGCCGUACCAUAAACUUAUAAGUUACCUUUAGUACAAAAAAUAAUGGAAAAUUUCAUUUUUUGGCAUUUCAUAUAAAUUUUAUCAGUUUGCGAAAAUAAACUUUUGAAAGUACUGAUUUUGUUAUGGUACCGUAAUAUAAAGUGAAUUUACAUAUAAUUUUGUGUAUCGAAUUUUACCAAAACAUCAACAUUUUUACCGAUGAAAAAUCUAUUUUUAUUUCGUGAAUGUAUCUUUUUUUGUAUCGUUUAGAUUUACUUUUAUGAUUAAUCUCAAGUUCAUUCUUUUAUUGGCCUACGUAACGUUAUUUAGUUGAAAUUUUUCAUGUCCUUUUGCACCUCAUCCAUGAUUGUAUAUAUUAUGCAGUUAUCUGAAACUCUGUUCAGAAAUCCUCUACUGUAAAAUCGUCUCGAGUAAUCGAAAUAAUUACGAAGGAACAAUACACUUGUAUAUUUUUCAGCAAAUCAAUUGCAAACAUGUAUUUGAUAUCAGUUUAUGAAUUAUAAUUAUCAAACCAGUCGCCAGUAUAUCUGUAAAUAUUUAUUAAGAUAGGUACUUACAUUAGUAGCAGCAUUUUAUUAGUUAUAUUGUUCCUGAUAUUCUUUACCUAUAUAAAAUCCGCUUGAGAUACGUGUAUCAUAAUUCCUAGAGAAAUAAAAGUAUAUAACGAAA